AUGGACUAUAUCUCCCGCGCCAUGGAUUAUGUCUCCCUGGACACCGUCGACAAGGUUCCUAGAUCAGUGCUGGCGACUUUUGCUGGCAUUGGCACCUUGUGGUUGAGUUUCAAGGUCAUCAGCUAUGUGAGAUUGUUGUUGAGCUUGUUUGUCUUCAGUGGAAAGAGUCUUCGUAGCUACGGCAAGAAAGGUACCUGGGCAGUUGUCACUGGCGCCUCGGAUGGCAUCGGAAAAGAAUAUGCUAUUCAACUUGCGCAGAAGGGUUUCAACCUCGUCCUGAUAUCUCGCACUGCUUCCAAACUCGAUACACUGUCCACCGAAAUCACUCAAAAAUAUGCUGGCUCCCAGAUUGCAGUCAAGACACUUGCCAUGGACUUCUCUUUGAACAAAGAUGAGGACUAUGCUAAGCUGAGGGCGCUGAUUGAUUCCCUCGAUGUUGGAAUCUUGGUCAAUAAUGUUGGACAGAGUCACAGCAUACCAGUCCCCUUUGUGCUCACACCUAAGGACGAAAUGAAAGCUAUCAUCGAGAUCAACUGUGUAGCCACUUUGAGAGUUACACAAAUCGUUGUGCCUGGCAUGAUACAGCGCAAGCGUGGUCUGAUUCUUACCAUGGGCUCUUUUGGUGGACUUCUUCCCACGCCUCUUCUCGCAACCUAUUCCGGCUCCAAAGCUUUCCUACAACAGUGGUCUACUGCACUCGGCGCCGAGUUGGCUGGCUCUGGUGUGGACGUUGAAUUGGUUCUCAGUUACCUGGUCACCACUGCUAUGUCAAAGAUCCGCAAGACCAGCGCAUUCAUCCCAAGUCCAAGAAUGUUCGUUAAGAGUGUUUUGAGCAAGGUUGGCCGCAGGGGAGGUGCACAGAACAUGGCAUAUACCAGUACGCCAUUCUGGGGUCAUGCGAUUAUGCAGUGGUGGUUGGAGAAUACAGUUGGCUUGGGAGGUCAGAAAGUGGUGGUGCAAAACAGAAAGAUGCACGAGAGCAUCAGGAGGAGGGCUCUGAAAAAAGCAGAGAGGGAUGCUAAGAGGGCAUGA
Messenger RNA from Cadophora gregata, 1032 nucleotides. RefSeq lists its product as uncharacterized. Gene Ontology annotation, cellular component: endoplasmic reticulum. NCBI's taxonomy places the organism in Eukaryota, Fungi, Ascomycota, Leotiomycetes, Helotiales, Ploettnerulaceae. Gene Ontology annotation, biological process: fatty acid elongation. Bases 1 to 1032 code for a protein of 343 amino acids. Gene Ontology annotation, molecular function: ketoreductase activity. The record is from RefSeq and is a predicted model, not a curated record. The transcript is spliced from 2 exons.